Molecule: messenger RNA, 552 nt
Organism: Sphaeroforma arctica JP610
Lineage: Eukaryota; Ichthyosporea; Ichthyophonida
Exons: 3
Coding region: 160-552 (130 amino acids)
Biological process (GO): endocytic recycling; retrograde transport, endosome to Golgi
Cellular component (GO): EARP complex
Molecular function (GO): SNARE binding
Source: RefSeq, a predicted model, not a curated record
AGGAUAUCACAACAAGCCGAAGUUCGGGACAUCCUGACCCAGGGGCGGCUGACUGUAUGGUACGCCGUUCAGUCGCGCGUGUGUGCGUAUCUCAACUCAGACUCACAGUCAUUUGGCCAGGCCAGUUUCCAGUUCGAUGACUUCAUAACGUUGCUGCACAUGACUCAUCGCUGCAUUGCGGUGGGCCAAGUGUUUUGCGGUGGCAGUGGGGCGGACCUGUACGCAGCUCUGUCGCGCAAGAGCAGUGUGUUCUUAAAGAACUUCCACAAGGCACGCCUGGAGGAUGUGAAGGCGAUGAUUGAGAACGAGCGAUGGCAACGCAUUCCGGCGCAGACGACUUUUUCGGUCAAUUCCUUCAGAGAAUUCGCGUUUCUGCAAGACAUCACCGAUCACACGGACGACGAAUCCAAAGAGGCGGCGAGAUGGGCGGAAGUGGUGGCUGUGCAGAACAGCAUCACAGACGGCCACAGCCCGUUUGCAGUCCUAACAGACGACGACCGCCAAUUCAGGUGCGCAUGGAAGGUGCAGGUGUUGCUUAGCAACACAAGCUAA